Messenger RNA from Anopheles maculipalpis, 2025 nucleotides. It is a transcript of the gene m-cup, whose product is annotated as protein fem-1 homolog C. Bases 4 to 2016 code for a protein of 670 amino acids. The transcript is spliced from 3 exons. Gene Ontology annotation, molecular function: protein binding. Lineage: Eukaryota; Metazoa; Arthropoda; Insecta; Diptera; Culicidae. The record is from RefSeq and is a predicted model, not a curated record.
CUAAUGAGAAAACUUACGACGUAUCCGUCGCACUCCACAACGUCACCGUCGUCAUCAUCCUCAUCCUCGAAACAGGUGUACCAGCACAGAGCUUUGGAGCAAAUCGGGAAUGAGUUGCUGCAAGAAUGCAAAGCCUGUACCGAAAAUGCACGCCUCUCGAAAGGGCUUCGCGAGCAACUGGAGCGACUUCCGCGGAAGAUGCGAAAGGAGGUUGUGAAACGUGUGAGCGAUGGUUGCUCGCCACUGUUUAUUGCCUGCCGCCGAGGCAAUGUAUACAUCACGGAGUACUUGAUAACGAUGUGCGAAGCGGACAGCGAGCAGAGAGGGAUGUUCGAAGUUCCGGAGGAUCGCUCUGUUCACCACGUAACACCGCUCUGGUGUGCUUGCGUAUCCGGCAAGCUUCCGGUGGUGAAAUGUCUCGUUCGUCUUGGUUCCAACAUUAAUGCGCUUUCCGAUACUGGAUCGACACCAUUACGUAGCGCUUGCUUCAUGACACACAUUGACAUCGUUCAAUUUUUAGUCGAACACGGCGCAGACAUCAAGAAACCCAACUACAACGGGGGAACGUGUCUGAUCAAUUCCGUACAGUCGGUCACACUCUGCACCUACCUCAUCAGUAAAGGGGCGGACGUGAAUGCGCGCGAUAUUCAGAACAAAACGGCCCUACAUUACGCCAUCCAGGAGCAUAGGCUGGAAACGGCUCAGCUGCUGCUGGAGCACGGUGCAGAUCCAUUCGCCAAAUCGCACUACGGUGACGAUGCGCUGCAGACGGCCUGUCUCAAAGGAGCCUACCACAUAUUCGAUUAUUUGAAAAAGCGCAUCAACUACUCCGCCGAACGGUUGGCCGAUGCACACGAACUAUUCGGAUCGACGCUGAUCGACGAUCUGAACGUAACACGUGGUGCCAUCCUGCACUGGCGCUUGGCACAUCAGAUUCGCUUGCGGGAAGCCGAAUACAUACCGAAGAAACCCACCAUUGAGCCGCGGGCGGCCUAUGGGUAUGCGACCGAGUUUACCACCAUUCCCGAGCUGGAUAAUAUUGCUGCCGAUAUGGAUGCGAUGCGGGUGCAAAGUUUGCUCAUUUACGAGCGAAUUCUCGGUAUCGAACACCGGGACACACUGUUCCGGUUAAUGUUCCGAGGGGCCUCGUAUGCCGAUGCGCAUCGGUUCCAGCGUUGCAUCGAUUUGUGGUUGCUUGCACUGCAGGUACGGGUGCAGAAAUAUUCAAUCCUCUACUCGGACACAUGCCUAGCGGCACAAGCCAUCGUACGUUUGAUGCUAGAUCUUACCGAUGGGUGCGACGAAAUGAUGCCGGUGGAAUUGUACGAAGGCAGCGUGCCACGGUUCGAGGAUGUGUAUGCCGUGUUUAACAUUCUUACGGCUAACAUAGCGGUGGCCCGGCAACUCAUCACCAUCCGACCGGUGCAUCGCAAGCAGCAGGAAAACUUUGAUCGCGUGAUGAAAUGCCUUACGCACCUGAUGUAUCUGAUGCUGGCUACGGCCAAGACGGAGUCGGAUCGGAACGCUAUCUACCGCUCGGUUCAUACGCUCGUGCACAGCAAAGUGUGCAGCGCCAUCACCAAUGAUACACUGCUGCAUCUGUCCGUGUCACGGUUGAACGUGAUCAAGAGUGGAUACUUCAGUGACGAAUCCACCUCGCUGCGGGUCGUUUUCCCGUGCCUGAAGGUGGCCAAGCUUCUGUUAGACUGUGGGGCCGAUGUGAACGCAAAAAAUGAAUCCAAAUCGACACCACUGCUAGUUGCUGCUAUGCCUUACAACUACGAUCGCGAUGUGAUUUACACGUUGCUUGAGUACGGUGCACAUCUGGAUGAACCAAAUCGGCACGAUGAUCGCCCGUUAAACUUGCUGCGCAACAAUCCCAUCACCGACAUUCCGACGCUAAAUUAUCUUCCGCUCAAGUGUCUCUGUUCGACGGUGAUCGUGCGGUUUGGCAUACCGUACCGCAACCAAAUACCACGAACGCUAGAAGAAUUUGUCCAACGGCACGAGCCGUAAUAGAAGAAA